AUGCGUCCCACUGCGACAUUGAUGCGACUGGCCCUGUGCCUUUCCUCGGCUGCCCCUCUGGUCUCAGCUUGGCCGGGCUGGCUGCCCGAGCUUGACGCGCUCGUUGUUCGUGCCGAUAAGGGUAGUGAGGGAAACACAGCAAACCCAACCAGCCCAACCAACCCACCAAACGAAGAAGGAAACACGGCCCAGCCAACCCAGCCAAGCGAAUCGGGCAAGAAGGGUGGCUCAUCAAAGACGAGUGAUAGUGGCCAUAAGAAGACGACCACUACCAAAAAGGCUGCUCACCAUACCCAGUUUGAUCCCGAGGCUCCUCCAGGAAAUGUUGUCAUGCAGACACCCAAUGUUUUCGCUGGCAGUGCCCUGUACAAGAUUGACGACUACGUCACCUGGGGCUGGAAUUACACAAACCUCCUUGGCACCCCAACCGCCGUCGAUGUUCUCAUCAGCUGCUCACAAGCCUCCGAGACCUGGACCCUCACCUCAAACAUGACCUUCAAGACCUCUGUUGAAUUCGUUUGGGACAGCAGCGCCAACCCAACCCCGGCCGACCAGCCCUUCCCCGUCGCCAUGUACACCCUCAUCAUCAAGGAUUCCGAUGCCGCCAUCACCUCCAUUCCCGACCCUGGCUACUUGGGCACCUUUAACACCUUCACCUUUGGUCUGUACACCCCGCAGCCAUACGUUCCCUUCCCCGAGUGGCAUUGCGACGCCUGCAACGCAGCCCUUUCCAAGUUUGACCACCACGUUCUCGGCUUUGCCAUCACUAUGGGCCUGGUAACCGUGCUCAGCUUUACUUGGUUUGUUUCCGGCCUCGACAUCAACUAA
Molecule: messenger RNA, 828 nt
Organism: Trichoderma breve
Lineage: Eukaryota; Fungi; Ascomycota; Sordariomycetes; Hypocreales; Hypocreaceae
Exons: 2
Coding region: 1-828 (275 amino acids)
Source: RefSeq, a predicted model, not a curated record